Caenorhabditis bovis is the source of this 1083-nucleotide messenger RNA. The record is from the annotation of a GenBank genome assembly. NCBI's taxonomy places the organism in Eukaryota, Metazoa, Nematoda, Chromadorea, Rhabditida, Rhabditidae.
AUGAUCUGCGAGAUUUCUAAUUAUCUCAUGUUUAUUAUAAUAAUCACAAUCACAUUGUGUCAGGUUGACAAGCCAGCUGUCGAAAAUGUUCAGGGACCUAUAACAGAGGUGGAAGGCGAGAUUCCGCCAGAAGACAAAGAUUUCAUAUAUUACAUGGUUAUUAGCAUAUUCAUUAUCUCCAUUUUUGCUUCAACAAUUCUCAAUGGCAUUAGUUUAACUAUAUGUAUAGUAUUCUGGAGGACAUUUGAGAAGCUGCCAUUUUUCUGGAUUCUCACCCAAUUAACUUUAUUUGUUUUCAUAUCAUCAUUAUUAAAUUUGGUUAUUAAUAUACCAGUAACCCUGUUUACAUCGCUAACCGUUGAAUUUGUGCGAUCAGACCUUUUCCUAGCAUUCUCCUAUAUCAUCGAUUUCUGUACAUAUGGGGUUCUAUUCUCAAACUUCGUCAUUGCAAUUCAACGAUUUUUCGUCUUCUGGCUGCCCAAAGAUAUUCAAGAGGCGUUUCAGACACCUUUCAUCAAAAUUUGGCUGGUUGCAAUAUGGCUUCUGGCACUCAUCAUUGAUUUAACCAUGUUUCUCAACAAAUGCACAUAUCGAUAUAAAUCGGACAUUCAGAAGUACUCGUUGAACUGCGUGAGCCCAUCGAAAUACGUUUUAUCCAAUCCAUACGCUAUUCAAGUGCUGGAAUUGGUAAUUCAAAUCAUGUUACCAAUUAUCAAUUUCAUAAUUUAUAUUGCAAUUAUCGCAAGAAUCAUUUAUAUGAAGCAAGCGCUUCUGAACAAGCAGGAGGUCAAAAUUCUGAAACAAGCCGUUAUUUUGUUCAUAUUCUUUCAAAUAAGUUCCGGCGUAUUUCUAUACUGUCAAACAUUUAAAAUCGAGCUGAGCACCGCAUUUCUAGUGAAAAGGAUCAUAAAUACGGCAAACCUGCUAGCCGGCGUCGCCACUCCGCUAUUUUUCUUCGCCACUUCCAACGAAAUUCGAAAAAUAUUCCAAAGAAGAGUUUCUGCGACCUCGUCUGGGAACAAUUCAACAACGAAGAACUCGAAGCCAACACUUCGAUCGCAGUCACCUGCGAAUAAAAAUUAA